CAUAAAAAAUUUUUCCUUCGUCUGUAAUUCGUAAUUAUUGAAAGAAAAAAUUGAUUUUCAUGAAAAAUUCCAAAUUUUCUGUAUAAUUUUCCUAUCUGUCCAUUAUCAAUAAAUAAUAAAUUAUAUUAUAAUUCCCUAAAUAUGUAUUCAUAACGUUAAAAUUGUGUUCAACAAUUCAACAAAAAAACAUAAAAUUUCAAUCAACCAUUCCACCUACGCAAUAAAAAAAAAAUGGACAACAAAAAUAAAAACAAAAGAAUUUGGUUUAUCCUCUGCUGCUGUUCUUCAAACUAAACAACACAUAUCUUGCGUAACGAAAACUAAAAACAACAAAAACAAAAUUUCAAGGUUGUUUUUUUGGAAGCAACACAAAAAAAAUGCAUCCAUUUAUACUCUGCCACAAUGGCAGAGAUUUGCAAUUAAAAAGCACCUCUGUCAGCCAAGAUUUAGGUCCUGUCAGUCGAAUCUGUGCGACAGAAGAUGAAAUCUAUCUUCUCAGUCAUGGAAUCGUAUUUCAAGCACAGAUUCCCACUGAAAACGAUAACAAUGAACUUUCUCUCGAUAUCAUGUUCCGUAACAUAGUAGACAUGGACAUGUGGGAAGAAAGAUUCUAUAUUGUCGAUAUUUACGGUCUAGUUCGAUCGAGAAAUCCAGAUUUAAGCUGGACAGAAAUCUCAUUCGAUCCUCUAGAAAUCGCUGAGGAACGCAUUCGAAUUAAUCGAGUCAAAUGCAAUUCUCUCGGAGCGGUUUUCGUCACUGACAAGCGCGAAGUCUACGCCAUGGGUGUCUGUGGCGAACUCUUCAAUUGUCAAUUGCCAAUCCGACUCAAAUCCUUUGACAAACCAAUUCUCGAUGUGAGUUCUGGAGAUGAUUUCUUCAUUGUCAUUGUUGAGAAUGAGUAUUGUGACAAAGAAGGCGAGCAUUUUGGAAGAAACUCGCAAAGAACAGCUUCCAAUCGGCCAGGGAACUCUUCCCGGUUGGAACGAUGCUCAGAGAACUCUCUGAGCAGCCGGGAGAGUGACGCCGCAAUGUGCCUUGAAGAUAAUAUCCAAGACAUUCUUCGGUGUGGUUAUGCUUUACUCCACACGACAGUCUGUUCGUUUGGGGCAUCGAAUAAUGGAGUCCUUGGGACGGGUGAUCAUAUCAAACGUCCUGGGAUCAAUCAUGUCCUUAAUCUCUGUGAAAUCGGAGUCUGUGCUAUAUCCACAGGCAGGGAGCACUCCAUCGCUCGAACUAUCGAUGGGCGGUUGUUUCACUGGGGAUUGAAUUCCCGUCAACAGUUACAGAAUGGCAAACAUGAACUAAGUUCACCGGCAGAACUUCGUUUGGAUACUGUAUCAGUGGAUUCGAUAGAAUCCCAUGUUUUGGAAGCUUGUUGUGGGGAUUAUCGAACUGUCUUGCUUAAAUUAAACGGUGAGAGGUUGGAGAAAGACAAUGGCGAGAUAACUCAACGCCAGCUGUUGGCAAUGCAUGUGUCGAAUGUGCCUCAGAACAUUCCUUUAAUUCUCACCGCCAGAGAUUUUACACUCUACAACGACUUUACAUUCCAACAAGCCUAUUAUCAAUUCCUCCUUUCCCUUCAACAAUGUUUGCAUUUGUGUCAGCGGGGAAGGGCAGUCAUUCGAUCGUUGCAGGCUCUCCAAAAGUCUCAACAGCAAUUUACCCAGAUUUGUCAGAAUUACUUGCAAGUUCUCUACACACUUUUUGCUUGUUGCAAAUCUUUGGAGAGUUUCUAUCGUGGUGAUAGUCCUUCUUUCAAGGAGAUUUUAUGGCUGCGAAAUGCCAAAGAAGUAAUAAAGAUAUUCGAGGACUAUACGAAGUCUUACUGCGAUUUGAAAUCUGUAAAUGGCUUUGGACAAUCUAGUCAAGCUUCGUUUGGUGUCGAAUCUGCUCCCAAGGAAAUGUUGGAGCAUUUAUUCACCCAUCCCUUUGGUCAGAUUUCGAAUUUUGUCAAACUUCUCGAAACAUUGGCUCAGAAUCAAUCUGAGGAACCAGCGUCGAAUGAGUUAAACGAGAAGCUCCUCUUAUGGCAGGAAUUCUCUCGUCAAAGUCGAAUUGACAUCGAAUUGGCCGAGCAUACUUAUGACUUUUGGCUGCGUAAUGAGAAGAAUAUGAAAAUUCGGCCAUUUAUGAAGAAGCAUCGACGAGUUAUUCUUGCCCCAACUACUGUUCCAUUGAAGUGGUACAGUGGAGUGACGACUUUGGGAACCAAUUGCUUCAUCCUCUUUUCGGAUUGUCUAUGUCAAUAUGCCGGAACCAGUUUGCAUACAUAUCCUCUGGUCGCUGUGUGGGUCAAAAAAGAGAGCGAAUCCAGAUUGAAGAUUAUUACGCCUGAAAAGUCAUUUAGUUUAGAGGCGAAGAAUCAUGAAGAUAAGGUUCUGUGGUAUGAUCAAUUGGAGUCGAGUAUUAUGUCAGCAUUGGGACGUCCUGGGGGGAAGUUAUCGAAUGUUAGGACAACUGCGUAUGUGUUUAGUAGCAAACAUCCAAAGUAUGCGAAGGUUCAUGCCUAUGGUCGAUGGAAGAAUGGAAUAAUGCAUGGCAAGUGCUAUCUUGAGUAUCCAGAUGGGAAAUUCUAUUUUGGAGAUGUUCGAAAUGGAGAAAUUGAAGGUCAUGGGAAAAUGGCAAUCCCAUCGGUUGGCGUAUACGAGGGCAAUUUCAAAGCUGGCAAAUUCCAUGGUUACGGUUGCUUUGAAAUGAAUAACAACGAAGUUUAUGAUGGGAAUUUCCGAGAUGGUCUCUUCCAUGGACACGGUUUGUUGCGAACGAAUACUUACACUUAUGUGGGCGACUAUCAAUUCAAUUCGAAGAGUGGAUAUGGGAUCUUAGAUGACAUGAUUAGCGGAGAUAAGUAUAUGGGAAUGUUUGCCGAUAACAAACGAGUGGGAGCAGGCACAUGUAUAACCAUGAAUGGCGACUACUUUGAGGGGAUAUUUGUGAAUGACGAGUUGACUGGGCAGGGAAUUGCAGUUUUUGAAAAUGAUUAUUACUUUGAGGGGGAACUCACGAUGCAUGGACCGGCAGGAAAGGGGACCUAUUACAUGCCGCAUGGGACUAUAGAUGGAGAUGGUGAUGACGAUGAUGCUACAAAGUGCAACAUGAUUGGAAAUGUAAUAAGUGGUCACCUAAGUGGCACUUGGAAUGAUGUUCGAGUUAUAACUGGAUCUGUGGCAAUCAAUCGAAACUUUCCGAAGUUUCCCAAAUCUAUCGGUGAACUGGUUGUGGACAAUUCUCGAAAAUGGCGCAAUCUCUUUGAUAAUUUCGAAGAGCAAAUCUUUGGAUCGAAUGAUUCCACAUCUUCGACAAAAUUACUCUGGAAUCGCAUAGCAGUAUUUAUGACAAAUCAAAAGAAUCGCGAGAAAAAUAAGGAUCUCGAGAACAUUCCCUCGUCGACGCAUUAUUUUGCAAAAAACAUAUCAAUGGGCUAUUCGUCGAGUUUGGAUAAAAUAAGUCUCAAGUCGAUGAACAGUUUACUGGUGCCACCAUCGGCCAAAGCUAGUUAUCUUGAUCUCACCUCGGAUGAAUCACAACCAAAGAAGUCCUACAGCCAGGAGACUCUCAAUGAUAGUUGGGAUGGCCUUCAAUAUGAUAUAUCAUUCAAUGAGGAUAAUCUUUUGAGUAGUAGUUUUUUGAAUGCUCAACUUGAAUGCUGGGCAACUGAUUCUCUCACUUCGACUAGUACACGUAGUUCCAUUGAUAGUACAACCAUACACUCGACAUUAUCGAAUGGAUUAGAAUUUGUUCCGAGUUUUGGCGUGACCUCUCUGACAGAUGAUGAUGUAACUGCGAUUAAGGAGUAUCUUGGACAAGCAUUCAAAGAUCCACAUCAUCCAUUGCAUUUGUUAAAUCAAAAGAUUGCGAAUUGCUUUUGUACUUCAUACGGCUCGUGGAAGGUUAAGCCGACGCCGAUUCUAGCCAAGCAAGCGAUGCAGGAAUGGGAGUCGUUUUCGAAGAGGGUGUAUAAUUUUGUGAGGAGGCUGUUUCCAGCUUUGCCAGAAGAUUUUUGUUCAACUGAUGGAUCUAGAGAAGUUAUUUCCCAUAUCAGCCUACUCUAUCCAAUUGUCCUGUCCGAAGGAAUCUAUUCCAUUUUGUUUGUUCUCUAUGCACAUAAGUACAGUCGCAAGGAUGAGCAAUAUCGACAGAAUUUGAUGUAUGUCGACAAACUCUCCGAUAAGGAACUUGCAAAGAUUUUGUCUCUGGAUGAGUCCCAUCUUGUUGUAGUGUCGAAUGCAUACUUUCACGAUGCUAUAGCAAUGCUUAAACAGCUGCAAAAAAAGUACAGUCCCAAAGCCAUGCUGAAUGUUAUCGAACGAUCCGUUGAACUUAUAACAGAAGCUCACAAAUAUGCUGCAAUGGAAAACUCUGUGAUAUUAGCGGCAGAUAGUAUGAUGCCAUUGGCAUUGUUUUUGGUCCUUCGAGCCGGAGUACCACAUUUGGGGGCAGAAUUGGCGCUAUUAGAUGAUUUAACAGGAGGUUCAAAUUUUCAAUCAGAAAUGUCUGGUCUAGCAGGUUAUUGCUACACAACAAUAAAGGCAGCAUAUGAACACAUCACAUCAAACCAAUUGUCAAAGUCAUAGUAUCAAAUCAAAUAAAUUGCUAACCAAAUGAAUGUUCUCGUUAAAAAGAAAAAAACGAUAUCUUCAACAUUCCUGUUGCUUAUUUUCUAAGAAACAUACAAAUCCAUAUACAAUCUAAAACAACACAUAAUAAUAUAUAUUUUGAGAAAAGAAAAGACAGAUAAAGAUUUAUGUAUAUGUAAAUAAAAUACAAAAAUUAUUGUUGGUAUAUAAUUAUAUUCGUGAUAAGUAAAAAAUAUGUUAUUAAUAUUAUUUUCAAAUUUUAUUUUAUUUCUUUUUUUUUUUGUUUUUUUAACUCUUUUUGCGCUAAAAAAAAUCGCAUUGAGA
Molecule: messenger RNA, 4901 nt
Organism: Episyrphus balteatus (marmalade hoverfly)
Lineage: Eukaryota; Metazoa; Arthropoda; Insecta; Diptera; Syrphidae
Gene: Als2
Product: alsin homolog
Exons: 6
Coding region: 378-4574 (1398 amino acids)
Source: RefSeq, a predicted model, not a curated record